This is a messenger RNA of Protopolystoma xenopodis, 276 nucleotides long. The record is from the annotation of a GenBank genome assembly. Lineage: Eukaryota; Metazoa; Platyhelminthes; Monogenea; Polystomatidea; Polystomatidae.
AUGUUGGCUGACCGCGUUGUGGCCCACAUACGCGAAGUCGAAUCACGUCUUGACUUGGCCCGGCACUACGGAAAUCCUUACCCGCGGCUUGUAAACCUACCUAAAGGUACACUCCCUAUCAAUAAACACUCGCAGCCUGUGGCUCUCGGUGGUGUUGACAAUUCUGGCCCGAGAGAUGGUCGGGCUGGCGUCAAGCGUACUCGUCAAAUUCUUCAACAUGCCCAACCCUCUUAUCUUCUCUCUUACACCAAGAAUGGAUACGAGAAUCCCAGUUAA